This is a messenger RNA of Varanus komodoensis (Komodo dragon), 696 nucleotides long. It is a transcript of the gene RPL23A, whose product is annotated as ribosomal protein L23a. Gene Ontology annotation, molecular function: rRNA binding; structural constituent of ribosome. Bases 96 to 563 code for a protein of 155 amino acids. Gene Ontology annotation, cellular component: ribosome; cytosolic large ribosomal subunit. The record is from RefSeq and is a predicted model, not a curated record. NCBI's taxonomy places the organism in Eukaryota, Metazoa, Chordata, Lepidosauria, Squamata, Varanidae. The transcript is spliced from 5 exons. Gene Ontology annotation, biological process: ribosomal large subunit assembly; translation.
GGCGGUUCCCGCGCGGUCUCGCGGAGGUCUCGCGAGAGCUGGCUCUAUAAGCCUGCUUGCGCCUCACGUGGCCGCCUCUUUCCUGCCUGGCCAAGAUGGCGCCGAAAGCCAAGAAGGAGGCUGUCCCAGCCAAGACCGAGGCGAAGUCCAAAGCUCUGAAGGCCAAAAAGGCGGUUUUGAAAGGUGUUCACAGCCAUAUGAAGAAGAAGAUUCGCACAUCGCCCACCUUCCGGAGGCCCAAGACCCUGCGGUUACGGAGGCAGCCCAAAUACCCCCGCAAGAGUGCUCCAAGGAGGAAUAAGCUGGACCAUUACGCCAUCAUCAAGUUCCCCCUGACCACCGAGUCGGCCAUGAAGAAGAUCGAGGACAACAACACCCUGGUCUUCAUCGUGGACGUGAAAUCCAACAAGCACCAGAUCAAGCAGGCCGUUAAGAAACUCUACGACAUCGACGUGGCCAAGGUCAACACGCUGAUCAGGCCCGACGGUGAGAAAAAAGCCUAUGUCCGCCUCGCACCAGACUAUGACGCACUUGACGUGGCCAACAAGAUUGGAAUCAUCUGAGCAGCACGCCAGCGGAACCGUGCGAGAUGUUCCUGAGCGCAUAUGCCACAACGGUGCUAACCGACCCCGCAGUGAAGAAUCCUGUGCAGACUUGUACAGAGUUUUGCAAUAAAGAUCUCAAUUUAAAGCCGUA